AUGUGGCUGAACCCUGAGGAAGUGCUCCUGAAAAAUGUGCUGAAGCUGUGGCUGAUGGAAAGGUCCAACGACUACUUCGUGCUGCAACGGCGUCGGGGCUACGAGGAGGAAGGCGGAGGGGGACUCACAGGGCUUCUGGUUGGGACUCUUGAUUCGGUCUUAGAUUCUACUGCUAAAGUAGCUCCAUUUCGCAUCCUAUACCAGACACCAGAUUCUCAAGUUUACUUGUCAAUUGCAUGUGGAGCCAAUAGAGAAGAAAUAACCAAGCAUUGGGAUUGGUUGGAACAAAAUAUCAUGAAGACCUUAUCUGUGUUUGAUUCAAAUGAAGAUAUUACUAAUUUUGUACAAGGAAAGAUAAGAGGAUUAAUUGCUGAAGAGGGAAAACAUUCUUUUGCAAAAGAAGAUGAUCCUGAGAAAUUUCGAGAAGCCCUUUUGAAAUUUGAAAAGUGUUUUGGCUUACCAGAGCAGGAGAAGUUAGUGACCUAUUACUCAUGCAGUUAUUGGAAAGGACGAGUUCCUUGUCAGGGUUGGCUCUAUCUUAGCACCAACUUUCUGAGCUUCUAUUCUUUUUUCUUGGGAUCAGAAAUAAAACUCAUUAUCUCCUGGGAUGCAGUCUCAAAACUUGAAAAGACAUCAAAUGUCGUAUUGACAAAGAGUAUUCACAUAUGUUCCCAAGGGGAGAAUCACUACUUUUCCAUGUUUUUGCACAUUAACCAAACAUACCUUCUCAUGGAACAGCUAGCGAACUAUGCCAUAAGGAGACUUUUUGAUAAGGAAACAUUUGAUAAUGACCCAAUCCUUGAUGAUCCUCUACAAAUCACCAAAAGAGUUUUGGAAAAUCGAGCCCACAGUGAGCAAUUUAAUGCCUUUUUUAGGCUGCCCAAAGAAGAGACUUUGAAAGAAGUACAUGAAUGUUUCUUAUGGGUACCAUUCAGCCACUUCAAUACUCAUGGAAAAAUGUGCAUCUCAGAAAACUAUAUCUGCUUUGCUAGCCAGGAUGGUAGUCUAUGUAGUGUAAUCAUUCCAUUACGAGAGGUCUUAGCUAUAGAUAAGACAGAUGAUUCCAGCAAAUCUGUCAUCAUUAGCAUCAAAGAAAAAACAGCUUUUUGCUUCAGUGAAGUUAAAGACUUUGAGCAACUCGUGACAAAACUCAGGCUCAAAUGCGGAGCAGCUUCAACUGAAUGUCAUGAUAUUAGUACAGAGCUUGCUCUUAGUUAUGACUCUACAGGCCCAUCUGAUAAUUUCGAGGCACUAUCUUUGACAUGUCAGAGAGAAUGCAGUAAAACUGUGAACAACGAAGCCUUAAUGACAGUAUUUCACCCUCAGAAUUUGGAGACUCUUAAUUCUAAAAUGUUGAAAGAAAAGAUGAAGGAACAGUCAUGGAACAUCCUAUUUGCAGAAUGUGGGCGUGGUGUUAGCAUGUUUCGAACCAAAAAGACUCGCGAUCUGGUUGUAAGAGGGAUUCCAGAAACCUUAAGAGGAGAGCUCUGGAUGCUUUUUUCAGGUGCUGUUAAUGACAUGGCUACUAAUCCUGGCUAUUAUGCUAAAGUGGUUGAGCAGUCCUUAGGGACCUGCAAUUUGGCUACGGAAGAAAUUGAACGUGAUUUACGUCGCUCCCUGCCUGAGCACCCAGCGUUUCAGAGUGACACUGGCAUAUCUGCUCUGAGGCGGGUACUCACUGCUUAUGCAUACAGGAAUCCCAAAAUUGGAUACUGCCAGGCAAUGAACAUUUUGACGUCUGUGUUGCUUCUGUAUGCAAAAGAGGAAGAAGCUUUUUGGCUUCUGGUUGCUGUAUGUGAACGAAUGUUGCCAGAUUAUUUUAAUCGCCGAAUCAUUGGUGCCUUGGUGGAUCAGGCAGUCUUUGAAGAACUUAUCAGACAUCACCUUCCUCAGCUGACAGAACACAUGACUGAUAUGACAUUCUUUUCCUCAAUUUCUCUCUCAUGGUUCCUCACACUUUUUAUUAGUGUGCUGCCUAUUGAAAGUGCAGUGAAUGUGGUGGACUGUUUCUUCUAUGAUGGAAUAAAGGCCAUUUUACAACUGGGAUUGGCAAUACUUGACUAUAAUUUAGAUAAACUACUGGCGUGUAAAGAUGAUGCUGAAGUCGUAACAGCUUUAAACAGGUUCUUUGACAGUGUCACUAAUAAGGAUAGCCCAUUACCUUCAGGUGUUCAGCAGAGUUCAAAUGUGAGUGACAAGAAAAGCAGUCAUAUUACAGUGGAUAUUACAGAUUUGAUUAGAGAGUCAAAUGAGAAAUAUGGUAAUAUUCGCUAUGAAGAUAUACACAGCAUGCGCUGUCGAAAUAGGUUGUAUGUGAUACAGACCCUAGAGGAAACAACAAAGCAGAAUGUGUUGCAUGUUGUAUCACAAGACGUGAAAUUGAGCCUUCAUGAGCUGGAUGAACUUUAUGUCAUCUUUAAGAAAGAGCUGUUUUUAUCUUAUUAUUGGUGUUUGAGUUGUCCAGUAUUGAAGCACCAUGACCCCAGUCUGCCAUAUUUGGAGAAGUAUCAGAUUGACUGCCAGCAGUUCAGAGUAUUGUAUCACUUGUUGAGUCCCUGGGCUCAUUCUGCAAACAGAGACUCACUAGCUUUAUGGACAUUCAGACUGUUGGAUGAAAACUCUGACUGCCUUAUAAACUUCAAAGAAUUCUCCUCUGCAAUUGAUAUAAUGUACAAUGGAAGUUUUACUGAGAAGCUUAAGCUGCUUUUUAAGCUACAUACUCCUCCAGCUUAUACUGAAGUGAAAAUUAAGGACCCUUCAAAAGGAGAUGACCUUUCCAAGGACGAAUUACUUUAUUUCAGUCAGCUCCGUGUUUCCAAGCCUGCAAAUGAGAAGGAAGCAGAAUCAGUAAAAAUCAUCCCUGAAAAAGGCAAAGGAAAAACUGAUAUUCAAGCAUAUCUAAAUCAAUGGCAAGAUGAGCUUUCCAGAAAAGAAAAAAACAAGGAUUUACCAAGAAUGAAUCAGUCACAAUUUAUUCAGUUUUCAAAGACUCUUUAUAACUUAUUUCAUGAGGACCCUGAAGAAGAGUCAUUAUAUCAAGCCAUUGCUGUUGUAACCAGCCUGUUGCUCAGGAUAGAAGAAGUUGAAAGGAAAUUACAUAGCCCUACAUCGUCAGCUAAGGAAUUCUCUGAUACAGCCUGUGCUUCUGGAGGUCCCAGUGAGGAGAUAACAGAGAGCCACUUGGAAAAAGAUUCCUCUUCUCAUAGGGAGGAACCUCAGUGGUCAUUAGCAUUUGAACAGAUUCUUGCAUCUCUGUUGAAUGAACCUGCACUGGUGAGGUUUUUUGAGAAACCUGUAGAUGUAAAAGCCAAGCUAGAAAAUGCAAAAACCUCUCAGUUAAGGUCUAGAACCAAGAUGUAA
Molecule: messenger RNA, 3360 nt
Organism: Cynocephalus volans (Philippine flying lemur)
Lineage: Eukaryota; Metazoa; Chordata; Mammalia; Dermoptera; Cynocephalidae
Gene: TBC1D8B
Product: TBC1 domain family member 8B
Exons: 21
Coding region: 1-3360 (1119 amino acids)
Molecular function (GO): calcium ion binding
Source: RefSeq, a predicted model, not a curated record